CCGCUCGGCCUUCCGCGGAGAUUCGAGCCCCAGGGGCCAGGACCUGCGUCUCCGGCGAGCGGGCAACAGUUGCCACGACCAGCCUGGCUGAGGAAAGGCAAUUUGCCCAGCCAGUUGUCCCUUCUCCGUCGUCCCCUCCCUCCUUCCCCCAAGGCCAAGGACAGCGACGUCGUCCUCCCUCUUCUCCUCCUCUUUGGUGCCUUCAGCCAGGAGGCGGGAGUGACCCGCAGCAGCUGACCCAACACAGGCACUGCCUCUCCCACAGCCCUCAGGACACACCAUGGGCCCAGAGGCGGGUUUGCAGCACAGCAGCGACGACGCAGGCGGCGGCCCCGGCGACUCUCAACUGCCUCCCUGACCGCGGCGACCACCGCCCGACACCCCGGAAAGUCGUCGCCACCUACGGCAGGGGAAUCUAGGGACUCCAAAUCCACCUCCGCGAUCGACUCAAGCUACGUCAACAACUAUGGCGGGCGACGGGCGGCGGGCGGAGCCGGGGAGGGAAGGAUGGGGGGUGUACGUCACACCCCGGGCCCCCCUGCGGGAGGGAAGGCGCCGGCUCGCCCCUCAAAAUGGCGGCGGCAGUGACGCGCCUGCGUACGGAACCCCUUCGCCGUCGCGCCCGGGCCGGCGGGAAGUGAGGUUCUCGGAAGAGCCGCCAGAAGUGUACGGCGACUUCGAGCCCCGGGUGGCCAACGAAAAGUCUCCGGCGAGAGGACGAGUCCCGCUAGAAGAGUUCCGGCCUGAUUCUGCUAAAGAGGAAGUGAGAGAAAGCGCCUACUACCUUCGAUCUCGGCAGAGGAGGCAGCCGCGACUCCAGGAAGCCGAGGAGAUGAAGACGCGAAGGAUUACCCGCCUACAGCAGCAGCAGCAGCAGUCACAGCAGCCUCUGCUAGAACCGUCUCCGGUUACGGCCAGGAGAGGGUUACGGGAUUCUCAUUCUUCUGAAGAGGAUGAACAAUCUUCACAAACGAUUUUAAGCCAAACAGUCUCAAAGAAGACUAUCCAGAGAACACAAGAAACUCCAGUGCUGAGUGAAGAUCCUAUAAUCAGCCUGUGUAGACCCCCCCUAAGAAGCCAAAGAUCUGAUUCGGCAUACAAAACAAGUGGAAAUACUAAAAUGAGUGAAUUAGAAGCCACCAGCAUCCAACAGAAGGUCAAUUUUUCUGAAGGAGAAGAAACUGAAGAAGAAGAUCAAGACAGCUCUAACAGUGAUAUUACUACUCUUAAGGUCAGAUCUGGGGAUUCUCUGGAUUCUGGAGACCAAACCACGAGAUUGUCAAGUCAAUAUCCAGAAUCACUUUGGCAGUCAUCACAAAGUCGAGACUUCAUAACUCUUAAUAGACAGCCUUCAGUGCUGAGCUCGGGAUAUCAAAAAAAGCCUCAGGAAUGGUUUGAACAAGCCACAAGAAAAAGGACUAGUGCACAAACAUCAUCACCAGGCAGGAGUUCAAUAUAUGGCAGUUUUUCAGAUGAUGACAGCAUUCAGAAAUCAGAGCUUGGAAACCAGUUUCCAUCAACUUCCAGCGAACGUAAGUUUGUCUGUUCAGUUUUUAUAAGCAAGCUUUUAAAAUUGGUCCUUCAUAAUUGUUUUAAUUUAUUUUGGACAUCUGUUACAAUAUGUUGUUCUGGUUGCAAUGAGAAGCUGUGGAAAAGGAGCCUUACAUUCCUGGAAAAGCAUCUUAAUAGCUCCCAGCCUCGGCCUCAGCCCGCUAUCUUGCUGCUCACUGCUGCUCGAGAUGCUGAAGAAGCACUUAAGUGUCUGAGUGAACAAAUUGCUGAUGCCUACUCUUCUUUCCACAGCGUGCGCGCCAUCCGGAUUGAUGGGGCGGACAAAGCGACCCAAGAUAGUGACGUUGUCAAAGAAGAGGUAGAUUGGGAACUGAGCAACGGAUUCAGGAAUGGCCAGAACGCAGCGGUGGUACAUCGCUUUGAGUCGCUGCCUGCAGGCUCUACUUUGAUCUUCUAUAAAUAUUGUGAUCAUGAAAAUGCAGCCUUCAAAGAUGUAGCCUUAGUCCUAACUGUCUUGUUGGAGGAGGAGACACUUGGAACCAGUCUAGGCCUAAAAGAAAUUGAAGAAAAGGUGAGAGAUUUCCUCCAAGUCAAGUUCACCAACUCUGACACACCCCACUCCCACAAACAUAUGGACCCCGAUAAAUUGAGUGGGCUCUGGAGCCGUAUUUCUCACCUGGUCCUGCCUGUCCAACCUGAAAAUGCCCUGAAAAGUGGCAUCUGCUUAUAAAGGGUUACAGAAGACAAAA
Suricata suricatta (meerkat) is the source of this 2261-nucleotide messenger RNA. It is a transcript of the gene TOR1AIP1, whose product is annotated as torsin 1A interacting protein 1. The record is from RefSeq and is a predicted model, not a curated record. Gene Ontology annotation, biological process: nuclear membrane organization. Gene Ontology annotation, molecular function: ATPase activator activity. The coding region runs from base 467 to 2242 and encodes 591 amino acids. Gene Ontology annotation, cellular component: nuclear membrane. The transcript has 13 exons. Lineage: Eukaryota; Metazoa; Chordata; Mammalia; Carnivora; Herpestidae.